UUUGGAAACGCGGAGAAAAGUCUGCGUGGUGUGUAGGAAUGGACACUCAGAAGGACGUUCAACCCCCAAAGCAGCAGCCAAUGAUCUAUAUCUGUGGAGAAUGUCACACAGAAAAUGAAAUAAAAUCCAGGGAUCCAAUCAGAUGCAGAGAAUGUGGAUACAGAAUAAUGUACAAGAAAAGAACUAAAAGAUUGGUGGUUUUUGAUGCUCAAUGAAACAUGGGAAUUCAGAGGAGUGUCUUCCUUUGUAUCUGGAUUUGACCCUUGAAUGUUUCUCGUUAUUAUACAGCUUUUUAUUUAGCACACUUAUCUUAUGAAUACAACUGUAUACAUAUAAUUUCAUUUUAUUUCAUUUUCCAAGUCAAAUUGUGUUUAGGUAUCAGUAAUUUGUGUA
Marmota monax (woodchuck) is the source of this 393-nucleotide messenger RNA. RefSeq names its product DNA-directed RNA polymerases I, II, and III subunit RPABC4-like. The coding region runs from base 39 to 215 and encodes 58 amino acids. The transcript has a single exon. The record is from RefSeq and is a predicted model, not a curated record. NCBI's taxonomy places the organism in Eukaryota, Metazoa, Chordata, Mammalia, Rodentia, Sciuridae. Gene Ontology annotation, biological process: DNA-templated transcription. Gene Ontology annotation, cellular component: RNA polymerase II, core complex; RNA polymerase III complex; RNA polymerase I complex. Gene Ontology annotation, molecular function: zinc ion binding; DNA binding; DNA-directed RNA polymerase activity.